AUGUUGCAAAAACCCAACAAUGAAGCCCCCUACACCCUCUGCCCAUCUUCCAGCUCCUACACCCUCUCCCCAUCUUCCAGCCCCCUACACCCUCUCCCCAUCUUCCAGCCUCCUACACCCUCUCCCCAUCUUCCACCAUCUUACACCCUCUGCCCAUCUUCCAGCCCCCUACGCCCUCUCCCCAUCUUCCAGCCCCCUACACCCUCUGCCCAUCUUCCAGCCCCCUACACCCUCUCCCCAUCUUCCAGCCUCCUACACCCUCUCCCCAUCUUCCACCAUCUUACACCCUCUGCCCAUCUUCCAGCCCCCUACACCCUCUCCCCAUCUUCCAGCCUCCUACAUCCUCUCCCCAUCUUCCAGCCCCCUACACCCUCUCCCCAUCUUCCAGCCCCCUACACCCUCUCCCCAUCUUCCAGCCUCCUACACCCUCUGCCCAUCUUCCAGCCCCAACACCCUCUGCCCAUCUUCCAGCCCCCUACACCCUCUCCCCAUCUUCCAGCCCCCUACACCCUCUCCCCAUCUUCCAGCCUCCUACACCCUCUGCCCAUCUUCCAGCCUCCUACACCCUCUGCCCAUCUUCCAGCCUCCUACACCCUCUCCCCAUCUUCCAGCCCCCUACACCCUCUCCCCAUCUUCCAGCCUCCUACACCCUCUCCCCAUCUUCCACCAUCUUACACCCUCUCCCCAUCUUCCAGCCUCCUACACCCUCUCCCCAUCUUCCAGCCCCCUACACCCUCUCCCCAUCUUCCAGCCCCCUACACCCUCUCCCCAUCUUACAGCCCCCUACACCCUCUCCCCAUCUUCCAGCCCCAACACCCUCUCCCCAUCUUACAGCCCCCUACAUCCUCUCCCUAUCUUCCAGCCUCCUACACCCUCUGCCCAUCUUCCAGCCCCAACACCCUCUCCCCAUCUUACAGCCCCCUACACCCUCUCCCCAUCUUCCAGCCCCUACACCCUCUGCCCAUCUUCCAGCCCCUACACCCUCUCUCCAUCUUCCAGCCCCUACACCCUCUCCCCAUCUUCCAGCCCCUACACCCUCUCCCCAUCUUCCAGCCUCCUACACCCUCUGCCCAUCUUCCAGCCCCCUACACCCUCUGCCCAUCUUCCAGCCCCUACACCCUCUCCCCAUCUUCCAGCCCCUACACCCUCUGCCCAUCUUCCAGCCCCUACACCCUCUGCCCAUCUUCCAGCCCCUACACCCUCUGCCCAUCUUCCAGCCCCUACACCCUCUCCCCAUCUUCCAGCCCCCUACACCCUCUCCCCAUCUUCCAGCCUCCUACACCCUCUGCCCAUCUUCCAGCCCCCUACACCCUCUGCCCAUCUUCCAGCCCCUACACCCUCUCCCCAUCUUCCAGCCCCCUACACCCUCUCCCCAUCUUCCAGCCCCUACACCCUCUCCCCAUCUUCCAGCCCCCUACACCCUCUCCAUAUCUUCCAGCCCCUACACCCUCUCCCCAUCUUCCAGCCCCCUACACCCUCUCCCCAUCUUCCAGUCCCCUACACCCUCUGCCCAUCUUCCAGCCCCCUACACCCUCUCCCCAUCUUCCAGCCCCCUACACCCUCUCCCCAUCUUCCAGCCCCUACACCCUCUGCCCAUCUUUCACCCCCCUACACCCUCUCCCCAUCUUUCACCCCCCUACACCCUCUGCCCAUCUUCCAGCCCCCUACACCCUCUGCCCAUCUUCCAGCCCCUACACCCUCUCCCCAUCUUCCAGCCUCCUACACCCUCUGCCAAUCUUUCACCCCCUACACCCUCUCCCCAUCUUUCACCCCCCUACACCCUCUCCCCAUCUUCCAGCCUCCUACACUCUCUGCCCAUCUUCCAGCCCCCUACACCCUCUGCCCAUCUUCCAGCCCCUACACCCUCUCCCCAUCUUCCAGCCCCCUACACCCUCUCCCCAUCUUCCCUACACCCUCUGCCCAUCUUCCAGCCCCCUACACCCUCUCCCCAUCUUCCAGCCCCCUACACCCUCUCCCCAUCUUCCAGCCCCUACACCCUCUGCCCAUCUUUCACCCCCCUACACCCUCUCCCCAUCUUUCACCCCCCUACACCCUCUGCCCAUCUUCCAGCCCCCUACACCCUCUCCCCAUCUUCCAGCCUCCUACACCCUCUCCCCAUCUUCCAGCCCCCUACACCCUCUGCCCAUCUUCCAGCCCCCUACACCCUCUCCCCAUCUUCCCUACACCCUCUGCCCAUCUUCCAGCCCCCUACACCCUCUCCCCAUCUUCCAGCCCCCUACACCCUCUCCCCAUCUUCCAGCCCCUACACCCUCUGCCCAUCUUUCACCCCCCUACACCCUCUCCCCAUCUUUCACCCCCCUACACCCUCUGCCCAUCUUCCAGCCCCCUAAACCCUCUCCCCAUCUUCCAGCCUCCUACACCCUCUCCCCAUCUUCCAGCCCCCUACACCCUCUGCCCAUCUUCCAGCCCCUACACCCUCUCCCCAUCUUCCAGCCUCCUACACCCUCUCACCAUCUUCCAGCCUCCUACACCCUCUGCCCAUCUUCAAGCCUCCUACACCCUCUCCCCAUCUUCCAGCCUCCUACAUCCUCUCCCCAUCUUCCAGCCCCUACACCCUCUCCCCAUCUUCCAGCCCCCUACACCCUCUGCCCAUCUUCCAGCCCCUACACCCUCUCCCCAUCUUCCAGCCCCCUACACCCUCUCCCCAUCUUCCAGCCCCUACACCCUCUCCCCAUCUUCCAGCCCCCUACACCCUCUCCCCAUCUUCCAGUCCCCUACACCCUCUGCCCAUCUUCCAGCCCCCUACACCCUCUCCCCAUCUUCCAGCCCCCUACACCCUCUCCCCAUCUUCCAGCCCCUACACCCUCUGCCCAUCUUCCAGCCCCCUACACCCUCUCCCCAUCUUUCACCCCCCUACACCCUCUGCCCAUCUUCCAGCCCCCUACACCCUCUGCCCAUCUUCCAGCCCCUACACCCUCUCCCCAUCUUCCAGCCUCCUACACCCUCUGCCCAUCUUUCACCCCCCUACACCCUCUCCCCAUCUUUCACCCCCCUACACCCUCUCCCCAUCUUCCAGCCUCCUACACCCUCUCCCCAUCUUCCAGCCCCCUACACCCUCUGCCCAUCUUCCAGCCCCCUACACCCUCUCCCCAUCUUCCCUACACCCUCUGCCCAUCUUCCAGCCCCCUACACCCUCUCCCCAUCUUCCAGCCCCCUACACCCUCUGCCCAUCUUCCCUACACCCUCUGCCCAUCUUCCAGCCCCCUACACCCUCUCCCCAUCUUCCAGCCCCCUACACCCUCUCCCCAUCUUCCAGCCUCCUACACCCUCUCCCCAUCUUCCCUACACCCUCUGCCCAUCUUCCAGCCCCCUACACCCUCUCCCCAUCUUCCAGCCCCCUACACCCUCUCCCCAUCUUCCAGCCCCUACACCCUCUGCCCAUCUUUCACCCCCCUACACCCUCUCCCCAUCUUUCACCCCCCUACACCCUCUGCCCAUCUUCCAGCCCCCUACACCCUCUCCCCAUCUUCCAGCCUCCUACACCCUCUCCCCAUCUUCCAGCCUCCUACAUCCUCUCCCCAUCUUCCAGCCCCUACACCCUCUCCCCAUCUUCCAGCCUCCUACACCCUCUCCCCAUCUUCCAGCCUCCUACACCCUCUCCCCAUCUUCCAGCCUCCUACAUCCUCUCCCCAUCUUCCAGCCCCCUACACCCUCUCUCCAUCUUCCAGCCCCCUACACCCUCUCCCCAUCUUCAAGCCUCCUACACCCUCUGCCCAUCUUCCACCAUCUUACAUCCUCUCCCUAUCUUCCACACUGAACCACUCAAACCACCUUCCUGACACCAAUCAAACCACCAUCCUGACACCACUCAAACCACCUUCCUGA
Messenger RNA from Haliotis rufescens (red abalone), 3846 nucleotides. Its product is annotated as proline-rich extensin-like protein EPR1. The record is from RefSeq and is a predicted model, not a curated record. Bases 1 to 3846 code for a protein of 1281 amino acids. NCBI's taxonomy places the organism in Eukaryota, Metazoa, Mollusca, Gastropoda, Lepetellida, Haliotidae. The transcript is spliced from 2 exons.